Biomphalaria glabrata is the source of this 1801-nucleotide messenger RNA. Its product is annotated as mRNA cap guanine-N7 methyltransferase-like. Gene Ontology annotation, biological process: 7-methylguanosine mRNA capping. Gene Ontology annotation, cellular component: nucleus. NCBI's taxonomy places the organism in Eukaryota, Metazoa, Mollusca, Gastropoda, Planorbidae. Gene Ontology annotation, molecular function: mRNA 5'-cap (guanine-N7-)-methyltransferase activity. The record is from RefSeq and is a predicted model, not a curated record. Bases 192 to 1295 code for a protein of 367 amino acids. The transcript has 11 exons.
CUUUAGUUGGCAACACCGCGCGUUUAUGUCAAACAAAAUGGGAUCUUGUCUAGAGAUCUAGACUAUUUUAGAUCUAUAUUGUCUAUACUAGAUCUAUAUUCUAUAUUAUAUAUAUUCUAGAUCUAGAUAGAGAUUCUAGAGCUCUAAAUCUGUAAAAAAACUAAUAUUUGUUUCACAUCUGCCACACAAAGAUGGCAUCUCAAAUACAGCAUCAUGAUGGUGGGGAUCAUGCACAAACGGUUGCCAGCCAUUAUAAUCAACUAGAAGAAGCAGGGCUGGCGCAGCGCACAUGCAGCCGCAUAUUUUUCCUGAGAAACUUCAAUAAUUGGAUAAAGAGUGUAUUAAUUGCUGAAAGUUUAAACAGUCUACGAAAAUCUGAUCACCACAGUAGUGUAUCUGUUUUAGAUUUAUGCUCAGGGAAAGGGGGUGACUUACUGAAAUGGAAGAAAGGAAGGAUUGGUCACUUGGUUUGCGCAGAUAUUGCUGAAACAUCAGUUCAACAAAGUGAAGAAAGAUACAGACAAAAUGUACAAAGGGAAAGAAACAAAAUUUUCAGUGCUGAAUUCAUUGCUGCAGAUUGUACAAAGGUUAGAUUGAAAUCUAAAUACAAAAAUCCAAAUCAGUCUUUUGAUCUUGUUAGCUGCCAGUUUUCAUUUCACUAUUGUUUUGAGAGCUACAACCAAGCCAUGUUGAUGCUACGGAAUGCCUGUGAGUGUCUCAGGGUUGGAGGUUAUUUUAUCGGUACCACACCUAAUGCUAAUGAAAUAGUGAAACGUUUAAAAGCUUCCAAAGACAGUUCAUUUGGUAAUGACGUCUACAGAAUUUCAUUUCCUCACAACAACAAAGAAAAUUUUCCAGUUUUUGGAGCCAUGUACAAUUUUCACUUGGAAGGUGUGGUGGACUGCCCAGAAUUCCUUGUGUAUUUCCCAGUUUUAGAAAAACUGGCUGCACAGUUUGGCAUGAAACUUGUCAAAAAACAGACAUUUGCUGAUUUUUUCAAGGACAAUGUUACAAACAGAGGAAGUUUAAAUUUACUCAGUGCCAUGCAGGCAUUAGAGCCCUUUCCUCCGUUAGAAGGCUCGAGCCCAGUUAGCUCUAAAACAGAGGACUAUCAGAUAGCCCAAGAAGUUCUUAACUCAGUCCUAGGAUCUCAACAUUCAGAUCGUGGUGAUGGCCCCUGUACUAAGAGAAUUGGCACACUUACCUUAGCUGAAUGGGAAGCUGCAACUCUCUAUCUAGUGUUUGUGUUUCAAAAAGUUGAAGAUAUACUUCCCUUCGAGGCUUCCUCACUUUAGUGUUGAUCAACAUUCUACAGGUCAGAUCACGAUAAACUGGAGACACUUGGUAACAGAAAGCUCUUGACAAGGAUGAAACGCGACCAAAAUCCUAUUUCUAAACAGUGACAUUAGGCAUGCCAUCCUGUAUGCACUAAACAAAACACCACACAAAAUAGCUUUUGGUACGAUCUUGUUAUAUUAAAACAAUAUAUAUAUAUAUAUAUAUCAUGAUAUUAGUUAUGAUGCAUAAAACAUUAGGAAUGUUAGCAAACAUCUCAACAUGUCAUUGAUGUUAUAAAGGAGAAGGAAUUAUAAUUAUAUGUCAAAUCAUUGUUUGUGUUUUUGAGUUGAUAUUACUGUUUCUUGUGUUUAAUAACAUUGAAUGUCUAAGUUAACAAAUCAUUGAUGAAUAAAGUGUUUCCUGCCUUCUUAGGGAAAAAUGUUGCAUUAUCAGAAAAUAACUUACAUUUUUUGUCCAGACAUUUUGGAAAAGUUUGACUAGUUAAUAAAACAUGUUUUCCCUG